This is a messenger RNA of Aphanomyces astaci, 1831 nucleotides long. RefSeq lists its product as hypothetical. The transcript is spliced from 5 exons. The record is from RefSeq and is a predicted model, not a curated record. Bases 339 to 1304 code for a protein of 321 amino acids. Lineage: Eukaryota; Oomycota; Saprolegniomycetes; Saprolegniales; Verrucalvaceae.
CUAGGAUUUUGUGAGAUUUGAAUGUAAUAUUCCAUACUAAUUUCUGUUCAAUUUAUUGACAAUACCCACCCGAGAUAUACCAGUUUAAAGGGAUGUUAUUUUUGGAUCAUGAGCGACGACGAGGAGCGGCGCGAGCCCACCGCGGAACCGCCGGUGGAUGACUCGGUGCCGCUGGCUUUCCUUCUAGGUCACAGGUACAACUACUAUGCGGAGGCCCAUCGACCAGUGCACGUCGCCACCGCCGUGGUAGGAUUGCAUGACAACUAUGUACAGGAAUCAUCACCUCGGCGUCGACGUUGUAGGAGGACCGACCACGCACCCCCACAGACUUUAGAGAUAUGAGCAAACGAGAGCGCGAAGUCCGGGCCAAGAUGGUCCUGGAUCCAUUAUCCCACAAAGCAGAGACGUUCCUCACGGGUGUCGACACUGGGCAGGAGUUUCAAUCUACGUCGACGCGAAGGCAGCUCAAGCAAGAUCGACUCAAGCAGCAACGCAUGAACGCAAGUCUUCACCAGGGUCCACCACCAGCAGAGCUGGCGUCCCUCGACACGUCGCACGGAUUCCACCGACCAAGGGACUUUCUCGCCGUUCACGCUCGACCGGUGCCCACGCUCCACGACAAAUACGAAGCCGCAAAGGUGGAAGUGCACAAGGUCCGGCUAAAGCAGCACUGGCACUUGCAAUAUGCCCAACACAUCCACAGCAUCGCCAAAGAUCAGCAGGAGUUUGCACAGCACAUGCUGGCCGCGCUGAAAGGCCGUCAUCCUAACAGAAAAUUGUACAUGGACGAGAAGCGCGUGGCCAUGGAGCGUAAGAAGAAGAAGACGGCGCAGGAUGAAGAGGUUCUGCGCAUGAAGCAGCAAAAGGACGCGGCGGCGUUGCGUGACCUGAAGGAUGAAAUUGCGAUGCGCAACCUCGCGGCCAAGCAUAAAAAGUCGAAUGCGAUGCGGUCGCAGCAUACGCAGUCGACCUGUCAACCGACGACAGCGCCGUACAAGCUGGACGAGCCGCCGAUCGCGUCGAGCCCGCGGCAUUUGGAGCAAGCGCGGCUUCCAUUGACGCAUCGGAAGCUGGGAGCGUUUCGCACGAGUCGACGCGGACAUGGCAACAUGCAGAAGUACAUUCUCAACAGCCCCGAUAGACCCAAAGCGGUGUUUGGCGGCGGUUUCCGAACCGAGCCGAAGGACAACAAAGACGACGACCAUGGUGGUGGUAGUGGGAACGAGGACGGCGGUAGGCCAUUGAUCUUGCUCGCCGAGCAGUUACCACUCCAUCUUCAGAGCCUCACUACGUCGACUUCUUGACAAUCGGGCGACACACGACGGCGGUGCCGUACACGAGCACGGUGCAGUGUAACCCAAAGACAAACCGAUUCAUGGUUGUGUUCGUUUCAAACUUGGUCAUCACGACAGCAGAUGCGCCUUGUGCCUAUAGCACUCCACACGUGAGACACACAUCGGUGACAUAUGGACCUACCAAGGCAGCGCCUUUCAGUCGAUGGAUCGCUUCUUGCGUUGUUUCAUUCAUAAGGGACGAGUACGACCUCGUCUCGCCUCCAAACAUGCCGCCCAACGCCGCGAGAAUGUCUUCCAAGAUGUUUUUCGUGCGCACGACGGUCGCGCUCACCACCCCCAAUUCCUUGACAAUUUGUCGCCCUUCGACGCAAUCUCGCGUCGACACCAACAACUUUGCUUCGCGCACUGCUGCCGAGGUAAUGUGUGUGUCGUCUGUCGCCUUCGUGGCCAUGCCCAUCGCCAUUUCCCGCCGCAGCCGACUGCAUGUCGGCAACACUCGACGCAGCAUGAUGAUGUGGACGAAAUGCCGAAUGAAG